CACUCUCCUUCUCUCCCUUUCAGGAGCGGUGGCAGACGCUCUGGUUGUUAAGGCGACUUGUCCCGCCUUCUGAGUGGGGGAGGGAGGCUCUGGUUCGGCUUUGUGAUUGGCUACUAGUAUCAAGGAAUCCCGGCGUGGACAGCGCGAGGAAAAAGAUGGCGGCGAUGGCGGUCGGGGGUGCUGGUGGGAGCCGCGUGUCCAGCGGGAGGGACCUGAAUUGCGUCCCCGAAAUAGCUGACACACUAGGGGCUGUGGCCAAGCAGGGGUUUGAUUUCCUCUGCAUGCCUGUCUUCCAUCCGCGUUUCAAGAGGGAGUUCAUUCAGGAACCUGCUAAGAAUCGGCCUGGCCCCCAGACACGAUCAGACCUACUGCUGUCAGGAAGGGACUGGAAUACGCUAAUUGUGGGAAAGCUUUCUCCAUGGAUUCGUCCAGACUCAAAAGUGGAGAAGAUCCGCAGGAACUCCGAGGCGGCCAUGUUACAGGAGCUGAAUUUUGGUGCAUAUUUGGGUCUUCCAGCUUUCCUGCUGCCCCUUAAUCAGGAAGAUAACACCAACCUGGCCAGAGUUUUGACCAACCACAUCCACACUGGCCACCACUCUUCCAUGUUCUGGAUGCGGGUACCAUUGGUGGCACCAGAAGACCUGAGAGAUGAUAUAAUUGAGAAUGCACCAAUUACACACACACAGGAGUACAGUGGGGAGGAGAAGACAUGGAUGUGGUGGCACAACUUCCGGACUUUGUGUGACUACAGCAAGAGGAUUGCAGUAGCUCUUGAAAUUGGGGCUGACCUCCCAUCUAAUCAUGUCAUUGAUCGCUGGCUUGGGGAGCCCAUCAAAGCAGCCAUUCUCCCCACCAGCAUUUUCCUGACCAAUAAGAAGGGAUUUCCUGUUCUUUCUAAGAUGCACCAGAGGCUCAUCUUCCGGCUCCUUAAGUUGGAGGUGCAGUUCAUCAUCACAGGCACCAACCACCACUCAGAGAAGGAGUUCUGCUCCUACCUCCAAUACUUGGAAUACUUAAGCCAAAACCGUCCUCCACCUAAUGCCUAUGAACUCUUCGCUAAGGGCUAUGAAGACUAUCUGCAGUCUCCGCUUCAGCCACUGAUGGACAAUCUGGAAUCUCAGACAUAUGAAGUGUUUGAAAAGGACCCCAUCAAAUACUCUCAGUACCAGCAGGCCAUCUAUAAAUGUCUGCUAGACCGAGUACCAGAAGAGGAGAAGGAUAGCAAUGUCCAGGUAUUGAUGGUGCUGGGAGCAGGACGGGGUCCCCUGGUGAACGCUUCCCUGCGGGCAGCCAAGCAGGCUGACCGGCGGAUAAAGCUGUACGCUGUGGAGAAAAACCCAAAUGCCGUGGUGACGCUAGAGAACUGGCAGUUUGAAGAAUGGGGAAGCCAGGUGACCGUAGUCUCAUCAGACAUGAGGGAAUGGGUGGCUCCAGAGAAAGCAGACAUCAUUGUCAGUGAACUUCUGGGCUCAUUUGCUGACAAUGAGUUGUCGCCUGAAUGCCUGGAUGGAGCCCAGCACUUCCUAAAAGAUGAUGGUGUGAGCAUCCCCGGAGCGUACACUUCCUUCCUGGCUCCCAUCUCCUCCUCCAAACUGUACAAUGAGGUCCGAGCCUGUAGGGAGAAGGACCGUGACCCUGAGGCACAGUUUGAGAUGCCUUACGUGGUACGGCUGCACAACUUUCACCAGCUGUCUGCACCCCAGCCCUGUUUCACCUUCAGCCAUCCCAACAGAGAUCCUGUGAUUGACAACAACCGCUAUUGUACCUUGGAGUUUCCUGUGGAGGUGAACACAGUCCUGCAUGGCUUUGCAGGCUACUUUGAGACUGUGCUUUAUCAGGACAUCACUCUGAGUAUCCGUCCAGAGACUCACUCUCCUGGGAUGUUCUCAUGGUUUCCUAUCCUCUUCCCUAUUAAGCAGCCCAUAACGGUACGUGAAGGCCAGACCAUCUGUGUGCGUUUCUGGCGAUGCAGCAGUUCCAAGAAGGGCUCAAGCCACCAAUCUGAAGACCUCAGGCCAGGGGGUGAGGAAUUAGUGUUGGAUUUGAAGCUACGCACAGCCUCGAGAGCUCCCUGGAAUAUCCCUGAGAACAUGGGAUUUGAACAGAAUUUCAGCCCUUCUCUGUUCUUGUUUCGAUGGUUUUGUGUAAGAGGAAAUAGAAAUAAAGUUAUAGCCCUUUCCUGCACUACGCUGCUGCCCCCUGCUGCUAUUUUCCCACACCUCACUUAGGCCCAGGCAUGUUCAAAUCUGUGCUCUUAACCUAUCCAAGACCCAAAGGGGACUAGCCGUAUUCUCUACUUAGGAAACUGAGCAAUUACUCUUGGACUCCUGAAUAUAGGCCUUUCUGACUAGCUACAGUAAGCUCUUGUCCAUUAGAACCUGUGGUUAGGCUUUUCUCUCGGGAGGAGGCAUAGAGUUUGCCACCUUGGAGAAAGAUGGAAUAGGGAAUGAAGCCAGUUUCUCUUCUGUAUUCUUGAGCUACUGCACUGGCAACUGGUUACCUCUCCUUUGUUACCUCUUGGGAAGACUGGGAUCCAUCCAGGAAUCUCCAGCAAGAAGCUACCUAUUUAUUAUUAUUUUUUUUUUUAAAUAAAACCACAGUUACUGUUUGAA
Messenger RNA from Saimiri boliviensis boliviensis (Bolivian squirrel monkey), 2612 nucleotides. RefSeq names its product protein arginine methyltransferase 5 (gene PRMT5). Gene Ontology annotation, biological process: regulation of DNA-templated transcription; peptidyl-arginine N-methylation. Lineage: Eukaryota; Metazoa; Chordata; Mammalia; Primates; Cebidae. The record is from RefSeq and is a predicted model, not a curated record. Gene Ontology annotation, cellular component: nucleus; cytosol.